AAUAACUCUUAAUUCAGGAAUAAAUUGCAACUAUUUUGACCCUCAUCUUCCCACCCGUAAGCCCAUUGUACAGCACAAAAUCACGUUAAAAUUUGCGUGGUUUGUCGGCCCGAUCGCAACACGCACUCGAUCGAGCUAGAGCUGCUCUCCAACGCCGCGCGGUUGGACAUUUAAUUUUCACUCGCGGAACGCAACGGUCCACGUACGUUCCUCGUUCGUCCAACGUGUGUACUCGGCCGGCUUCACGUUUUCCGUACUUUGCGCUGAUUAGUAUCGUGCCAAUUCUGUCGCAUCAUGGCCCAAUCGAACAGCGAUGGCUUCCUCGCCCAGCCGAAGGGAUUCUCCACCAAGGCGAUACACGUCGGACAGGAUGCGGAGCAGUGGACCAGCAUGGCCGUUGUCCCACCGAUCAGCAUGAGCACCACGUUCAAGCAAUCCGGCCCGGGACAGCACGCAGGUUUCGAAUACGGCCGCAGCGGUAACCCGACGCGCGAUGUGCUGGAACGCUGCAUUGCCUCCCUCGACAAUGGCCGUUUCGGGCUAACGUUUUCGUCCGGGCUCGGUGCAACGACAACGAUCAUCACGAUGCUCCAGAACGGUGACCAUAUCGUGGCCGGUGAUGAUCUGUACGGUGGUACGAACCGGCUGCUGCGUAACGUGGCGCUCAAGAUGGGAAUCGAGGUUGAUUUUGUCGAUCUCACCAACCUGCAGCUGGUGGAGCAAGCGAUCAAACCGAACACGAAGCUGUUCUGGAUGGAAACCCCCACGAACCCGUUGCUGAAGGUGAUCGAUAUUCGUGCCGUGUCGGAGAUAGCGCACAAGCGGACGGGUAUCGUUGUGGUUGUGGACAAUACAUUCCUGUCAUCCUAUCUUCAGCGCCCGCUAGAUCUCGGCGCGGAUGUCGUGAUGUACUCGCUCACCAAGUACAUGAACGGACACUCGGACGUCAUCAUGGGUGCCAUGGUGACGAACGACGAGCAGGUGUACGAGCGUUUGAAGUUCUUGCAAAACGCUGCCGGCAUUGUGCCAUCGCCGUUCGAUUGCUAUCUCGUGAACCGUAGCUUGAAAACGCUCGCCCUACGCAUGGAACGUCACAAGAGCAAUUCGCUCACCAUUGCAAAAUUCCUCGAAACGCACCCAAAAGUCGAAAAGGUGCUGCACCCCGGACUCGAAAGCCAUCCCCAGCACGAGCUAGCCAAGCGUCAAACGUACGGGCACAGUGGCAUCAUGUCGUUCUACAUCCGCGGUGGCCUGGAAGAGUCCAGCAACUUCCUGAAGGCACUGCACGUGUUCACGCUCGCGGAAAGUCUCGGUGGGUACGAAAGUUUGGCCGAACUGCCAUCCGUAAUGACGCACGCAUCUGUCCCGCUGGCACAACGGCAGGUGCUGGGCAUCACCGAUGGGCUGGUACGGCUGUCGGUCGGUUUGGAGGAUGUCGAUGAUCUGAUUGCGGAUCUGAAGCAAGCGCUAGAAAAGGCAUAAAAAAGCAUGCCUGGGAUGUCUCACAGCCCAAAUAAAACGAAACUGCCGUUGGUGGGGGAAAAUUUUCGGAAAACCACGCCGGGCACAGUAACGCCAUCUAAUCGCUAUUUA
Messenger RNA from Anopheles stephensi (Asian malaria mosquito), 1593 nucleotides. It is a transcript of the gene Cth, whose product is annotated as cystathionine gamma-lyase. The transcript is spliced from 5 exons. Gene Ontology annotation, molecular function: pyridoxal phosphate binding; cystathionine gamma-lyase activity. Gene Ontology annotation, cellular component: cytoplasm. Gene Ontology annotation, biological process: transsulfuration. The coding region runs from base 295 to 1482 and encodes 395 amino acids. The record is from RefSeq and is a predicted model, not a curated record. NCBI's taxonomy places the organism in Eukaryota, Metazoa, Arthropoda, Insecta, Diptera, Culicidae.